AUGAACACGACCUGCGAGAUCCCUCAAGGGAAGGAAGUCCCUAACGACCAAGUCAACGAUGAUCUACCCACUGCCGAAACCAUCAAGAUCGCCGAUGCAGUGGAGAUCCUUGACGAAAAAGGCGAGAAACACACGUUCAAGAGCAUUUACGGCGGACCAGAGUCGCCGCACCGUGUUGUCGUCUUCUUUAUUCGGCAUUUCUUCUGCGGUGCAUGUGUGAGCUACAUAAAAUUCUUGUCUGAACAAGCCACACCCGAAAAGCUCAAAGCGAUCAACACUCGUAUCGUUAUCAUCGGCCAUGGCGAUCCGGGACAGAUCGAGUUCUAUCGUCAAGACACCGGCUGCAAAUUUCCUCUCUACACAGACCCAUCUGAGAAGCUGUACAACACUCUGGGUAUGAUUCAAACGUGGGUUGACGGGCCGCCAAAUAAGUACAUACCUGAUUCGCCACUCUGGGUCGCGUAUUCUUCGAUCAAGAAUGCCUUCUUCAAAACUAUUGCAGGAUACCCUCUAUUGAAGUCGGGGACGGUUAACCAACAGGGCGGGGAGUUCCUAUUCGAAGGAGAGGGAGAUGAGAAGGUUGUGAAGUGGUGUCACCGGAUGAGGUUUUCUAGAGAUCAUACGGAUACUGAUGAGAUUCUCGAGGUGUUGGGGAUCAAGAAAGAUUAG
Fusarium sp. VM40 is the source of this 669-nucleotide messenger RNA. The record is from the annotation of a GenBank genome assembly. Lineage: Eukaryota; Fungi; Ascomycota; Sordariomycetes; Hypocreales; Nectriaceae.